UGAGGCAAAAUGUGGAUUUCGAUGAUGCAAUGGAUGCAUUGCAAAAAAGCCUCAACCAUCUAAUACGUCAUAAAAAUUUCGAACAAAGAGUAGAACGUGUAUGUAAAAGACGAGAUCAUGAAAAACGAUUAUUGAUGGAAAAACAGGAGGAACUGCUUGAUCUCAUCCAUAUGCUGAAAUUAAAUCUUGAUAUGAAAUUUUCUGAAAAUCAGAAGUUUGAACAACAGUCAAAUGAAGCAGAGGCAGAACUACAGAAAAUAUUAUCAUCUGAAGUAGAAGAAAAUGUGAAUGAUGUUAUUACUGAAGAAAAUGAGUUAAAAAAACAACUUGACCACCGUUUUCAUAAACUUGAUAUGUUGAUUGGUGAAUUGUCAAAACUAGAAGAGCAGAAUAAAGAUCUCACAGGAAAAGAAAAAGCCCUUGAUGAACAAAUCGCGAGUUUAAAAUGUGAACAUGAGAUUCUCAUGUCGACAAAAAAGGAUGAUCCUCAAAUGAUCUCUCUUCACAACAGGAAUAUCCGCGAAAAUUUGCAGGUACAAUUAACAGGACAAAUAUGCUCACUUGAAGAUCAAGUAAAACGAGUGGAAUUGGAACUUGACUGUGCUAAAAGUGAACACAUUUCUCUGAUGAUGCUUCUUGGUAAUGAGCAGCGAGAUUGGUCGAAAGAUGUUGAAAUUUUGAUUGAAAAGGAAAAAGAGUUAGAAGAAAUAAUUUUAGUAGAGAGAAAAGCAACUGCUGCUCUCCGAAACAAGAGGAUGGAACUAGAUAUGGAAGUGAUGACUUUUAAUUUGGAAAUAAAUGAUAAGAUCCAUAUUUAGAA
This is a messenger RNA of Thelazia callipaeda (thelaziosis nematode), 820 nucleotides long. The record is from the annotation of a GenBank genome assembly. Lineage: Eukaryota; Metazoa; Nematoda; Chromadorea; Rhabditida; Thelaziidae.